AUGCUUGGCGGAGUAGACCUACGAUUCGGCGGCUCUGCAUCGGGGCCUAGGGAGGGAGGCGACGAGGAGUUGUUGUUGAGAAGGGAUGAACAACAGAGUGUGACUGUACGACCUGAGAUGGGCUUCGUCGUGAAGACGCGCGAUUACAAGACGCGGGAAAAGAUCUUUAUUAACCUCACGAGCUCUAAAUACGUCGAGGCACCCCAUGUGAAGGCCUUUCUGGACCAGACUGAACAGCAAGGUAUCAGAGUCCCUAUGAGUAUUGGUGAGAAGCGUGAUGAUGCUGAUCGGAAGGGAGGACGCUGCAUCGUGUGA
Messenger RNA from Perkinsus marinus ATCC 50983, 315 nucleotides. RefSeq lists its product as hypothetical. Gene Ontology annotation, cellular component: cytoplasm. The record is from RefSeq and is a predicted model, not a curated record. Bases 1 to 315 code for a protein of 104 amino acids. Lineage: Eukaryota; Perkinsozoa; Perkinsida; Perkinsidae. The transcript is spliced from 2 exons.